CGAAAUUUCGAAGAGGAAGUGAUUUAUUUUGUUUUCGUUGCUGAUUGAACCCAUUUAGGGCCAUUAUUCCCGGCGGACAAUGGUUUUCCGCUCCAUUGUUGUGAUGAUGACUCAUUGUUAGGUAUCCUCCUAAAGGAAGAAAAAAACCCAGCAUCAUGGAGAAGUUCUAUGUUGUGCGAAAGGUUGACAGAGGUCAGCGCCCUGACCCCAACCAGAAUGUCAGACCAGCUGGACAGCCUCCUCCAACAAUUGGAUAUCCCCAACCAAUAGUUCCUCACUCGAUGCAUAUGCCGCCACCAUCUGGUGCUAAUCGCUCAUUCACGGAAGCUGUGACACCACAAGAUUACAUAAGAGUCGGUCCAAGGUCACCAAGUGUUGGGAAUCGUUCUUUCAAGGAGGCAGUCGCACCGGGAGAACAUACCCUUCGUAGGAGGCAGGUUCAGGAAGAUUAUUCCGGUUGGUACAAUGAUAGUCAUAACAAUCGCCCGCAUUCCACAAACAGUGUGACAAGCUCUGGAAGUGCACCGUACAGUGCAGAUGAUGAGAGGCGUCCACAUUCGAUCAAUGAGAGCACACCGCACAGCAGAAAUAACCGGAGUGAUAACAUGAGCCAUGCACCCUAUAAGUCCGUGAGUGUGCCGUACAACAGGGAGAUUGCUGAUAACCAUCCAGAUUCAAGUUGUGUCAGUGUGUCGUCCAAACCUACUCAUUCUAAAAACUUAGGUUCAAAUCCCCUAUCACAUCCAUCGGUAAAUGAGAAACACUUUUCCAAACCAACUGCACUAGAGAAAAUACCUAGAAGCUUCUCCGAUGAUAAUACGCUGAGGGAGAAAGCUUAUGCAAACAGUAAAACUUCAAGUUAUUCCCAUGAUUUGAAUAAAUCGUUUACUGAUGCUGUGAAAUCUGUUGACUGCAGUAAAAGUACUAGUUCCUCUAAUUCUAAACUUGCACGCUCAAACAUGUACAACAGUAUGCCUAGCUUGGUUGAAGACCCAAAGUACCAGAAUGUCCGAAAAAGCCAUGCUAGUGCUAGGAUUGAAAGUGGAACAGAUGUCGUGGAUAGUGGUAAAGUACGCAGUAAGCCCCCUGUCAUUCCAAAAGUGACAUUGGACGUUGGUCAUGGACCACUUAUGCAGAAGAUUAUGAUCUUAUGUGAUGGACUAAAGUUUGGUGAAUGCUCCGUUUUCAUCAACAGACUUUCUCAAGACACUUUGACUAGUAUGCUACCUGAGCUACCAAUACAGACACUGCUUGAUGCAAUUCCAAAAAGUCUUGGGACAUUACAUACGAUUUAUUCCAAAAUAUUGCCCCUGGAUGGUGGCGCAGCAUGUGCAGAGAAGUCAAACCCAAAAGAGGUUGACAUUAUUAAGAAGGCACUGCGACUUGAUGAAACAUUGCGUCUGAUUGUCAAAUUCUUUGCUUGUCAAGAAGAUCCGUUAGCGCAAGUGGAAAGAUCAGAAAGUGUGACAUUCCAUUGUAAAGGUGUCUUGAAAAUCAUCGCACAAAAUAAACAGCAGAUCAAACAGAAAUUGUACAAGAAAAAGAAGGCAUUGGAGCGUUGUUUAUCUGGUCUAGGUCAGCAUGGCCCUAUUCCAAUGCAAGAUGGCAAACUUGCCAGCCUUCAUGAUGCAUUGAAACAAGAGUUCACAAGGACAGUUCAUCAGUAUAAAAAUGCCAUGCUGAAGUUGGAAGAGAGUCCAGUGAUACAGAAAGCGACAAGUCGUACGAGCAUGAGCUCACUGUCGGAACAAAACAGUCAUCAACGUAUGCUACAGUGCAAUCAAUUAGAAGUAGAAAACAGAUUGAUCAAAAACAAGACACUUUUCAACGCUGUUGAACCAGUCAUCACCAACCAAUUCCUCUGCAGACUUAUUCAGCUUUUGGAAGAAAGAAUCACAUGCGACAAAGCAAUCCUGUUCCAUUUCACGGAGCUGAGAAAACAAAGCAAAGACGCGCCGCACUCUGCGCAAGUUGCUCCGUUCUUUCACCGCUAUUCAACGGCGUAUUCCCGUGUUUUGGAGAUCAUUCAGGAUGUCACACAUGAUGAGACCAAUUUUGAUGAGGUCAGCGACAGCGACUUGGAGAUGCUGGAAACGUGGAGUGGAUCAAGCAUCCGAAGCUUAAGGGAAAGAAACCCUUCAGCCUUAACAAUUGCAACGUCCAGUCCAUCCAGUCAGCAUCGUUCCAUCUCCAAGAUGCCGAAUGGACUCCUUACUCCAGACUACCAGUCUAAAGCGGGUAGUUUUGGUAAUUCUAAAGGCUACAUGCAGCUAGAGCCAUUAGAGGGGAGGGGUCGAAGCAGUGUCAAUGGAGCUGCAACGUUUGGUGGGAGUGACAGCAAUGUGCGGGACAUGACCUACUGCACGGACCACUUCCCUGGAUUCCCUGUGCUCGAGGAGGAAGCCAGCAAGGUCAAAGGUCUGGCGGAGGAGGUCGAAGGGUUGACGAAGGAAUUGAACAAGGCAAAGGAGACAAUUGCAAAGCUGGAGGAACGUGAGAAGAUGCUGAAAGAAAGAAUGACUGCCGAGGCGCAGAAAGGCAUCCAAAGUGGCACGCGCUUCGAGGAUUUGAAUCUUGGGGAAAACCGUCCCACACAACUUGUGCGCCGCUAUGGUAACCUGUAUUCACAGGUCCGCGUUGAUACCCUUGAUGCACUGGACUCAUUGGAUGAAGUAGCAGGGUUUGAUGAUCUGAAGGGGAAGCUGCUCUUCUCGGUGGUGGUGCUUGCAUUCCGAUCCGUCCAAGAGACAUUCAGUGAGUUGAAGACCAAGUUACAUUCGUUACUUCAGUUGCCAGAGCCAGGUGGUGCUAGUGGCCCGGACGAUACUUCGUGUGCUGAUAUGGAGAGAAGCAUCAUCAUCUACCUGAAGAAGACUGCGGAUCGGUUUGACCUGACCAAAAAUAUAUCGGAGGUGAGCGGUCAACUCUGGCAGACGUUAUAUGACUACCCAUCCUUGAAAUCCUGUCAACAAUUACACCAAUAUAUCGACGAGAGUGUUCGGCUCGCUUGGGCAUUGAGCGUACAGAAUCCCCCGCUGGUGAUAGACUAUGAUGCUGCAUUGUAUAAGCCAGAGUCACAUUCACGUUUCUAUCUCUCGGAACCGGACUCCACUGAGAUCAAGUCAAUGAUUUGGCCGGCACUUUUGGAGGGGGAGAAUGGCCCAUGUGUCUCAAAGGGAAUCGUUCUCACGUGAUGAUUAUGCAAGACAGCUACAACACCAUUGAGAGAGUGCAGUAACGUCUUCAUGAAUUGAGGAUUCUGUUGGAUAUUAUGUAGUGGAGAGGAAUCAAAAUAUGUUUAAGGGUCUUCAAGGUGAUCGGGACUUCUGUCUAAAAAAGCCUUAAGUGAGACAUUGAUGAGAUAAAAGGUUGAGAUUAUAAUCAUGAAAAGUAGUCUUUUUUCAUUAAGAUAGGUUGCAUUUUCUGGUGCUGGUCAUGUUGAAUCUUGGCAUUGUUUUUAUUAGGAAUUUACCUAGUAUAACUCUCUUCUUGGGCUCUUUAGAUCAAAUAACAAGAUUUCGAGGCCCUCUUCAAAUUGGCUCAAUAGCUGCACCUUGUAAAACAAACACUGGAACAAUAGAUGAAAGCAGCCAAUUCUGCUCUGUAUUUCAUUGGGUUGUGAACAAGAGUAUGGACAACUGUGACCUCUGUAUAUUUAUGAUUAUUUAUGUGAGUGCCAUAUCACUGCAUAAUCUGUAUAAAGUGAAUUCAGGCAUUUAAAAUGGCAUAUACUGCUUACAUAUCAGUUGAUCAGUGCGCUUUCUGUUUUUCUGGUACAUGACACAUAACAUGUGACAGUGUGCCCUCUUUGUAAACCUUGCGUUAUAGAGGUGACCCUAAUUAUACGCAACUCUGUCGGAGUCGGUAGCUACAUUAUAAACAAUCAUAUCAUAAUUACAUGCGUAAUCAUGUAUUGCUCAUCACUGCUGUGCUUUCUACACUUGUCAUGGGUGGUCCACUGAAUCAAAGUUUUUGUAGUUCUUUUAUGUGCAUUCUAUUUUCCUACACCUUGUAUACACCGUGUAAAAUAAGCAAAAUUAUCUCAGUCCUGCAAUUAUA
Messenger RNA from Lineus longissimus, 4059 nucleotides. RefSeq lists its product as uncharacterized. Bases 156 to 3194 code for a protein of 1012 amino acids. Gene Ontology annotation, biological process: mitophagy by internal vacuole formation; mitochondrial protein catabolic process. The record is from RefSeq and is a predicted model, not a curated record. The transcript has 8 exons. NCBI's taxonomy places the organism in Eukaryota, Metazoa, Nemertea, Pilidiophora, Heteronemertea, Lineidae. Gene Ontology annotation, cellular component: mitochondrial outer membrane.